AUGUCGCCUGCUCUGAAUCCUACCUCCACCUUAGGCAUCACCCGACGUAACCCUUCCGGCAAUCGCCCAAGCACCGCCCCUGCCACCAGGCCGCCUUCCUUGGCCAGAAUCGGCCUAAUCUCUAUCACCGCGCAGGAAAAGUCCCCGCUAGAAAAGCAGUUCGAAGCAGACUAUCACACGAAACACCUCGAGUUGACCCUCAAGUAUGGAGCUCCCUUGGUGGAUCGUUGCGGAAAUGACUUUCCGAUUUACAGCUGCUCUAAGCUGGAGGAAGGAAUCGAGUUUGACAAGAUGGAGGACAUGGCACAAAUUGACCGUGCUGUCACAGAAGGGCGUUCACCACACAAUGUUGGCCUUGUUCAACUCCUGGAGGUGGAGAGAAGGAUGAAACUGCGCUCGACCACGGUUCGAAUCACAGCAUAUGGAGUCGCCUGCGUCGCAAUCGGCUUAUAUGCCUUCGAUACACAACUCAAAGAUAUCAUCCCGGCUUUCCUCCUCGGUUCCAUCUUGGGAUGGUUGCAACUGGUCGUGACUACAAGGUCUAAAACGGUGGCGGACCUGUUUCCCUUCCUGGCGGGCCUUCUUCUGACCAGCGUUUCUCUUGCUCUGGGCUCGCUUUCACUCAAUGGAAGCCCACUCUUUUGCUGGACGGCCCUUGCAGAGGGGACCAUCGCCAUCAUCUUGCCGUCCUACACCAUGCUGGUUGCAACCUCGGAGGUGUUGCGUGGCCAGCAUAAGAAGGGAGCCGUUCGGUUCGCAGGUGCAACCCUCUACGCAAUAAUGUUGAGCUUCGGCAUGGGUUGUGGCAAACUACUAUACGGCAUGUUCGCAUGGUCUCAGCCACCCCAACCGCUUGGCUGCUUCGAUGGUUAG
Capronia epimyces CBS 606.96 is the source of this 873-nucleotide messenger RNA. RefSeq lists its product as uncharacterized. NCBI's taxonomy places the organism in Eukaryota, Fungi, Ascomycota, Eurotiomycetes, Chaetothyriales, Herpotrichiellaceae. Gene Ontology annotation, molecular function: transmembrane transporter activity. The transcript has a single exon. The record is from RefSeq and is a predicted model, not a curated record. The coding region runs from base 1 to 873 and encodes 290 amino acids. Gene Ontology annotation, biological process: transmembrane transport.